Molecule: messenger RNA, 567 nt
Organism: Camellia sinensis
Lineage: Eukaryota; Viridiplantae; Streptophyta; Magnoliopsida; Ericales; Theaceae
Source: RefSeq, a predicted model, not a curated record
GUUCGACUAACAAAAAUGGCUUCCUCUGCAACUCCCUCCACUCUCAUGCUAUCCCGCGGCGCUUCCUCUCUUCUUCCCCAACACCUCACCCCUUCUCUCUCCUUCAAACCCAAACCAUGCUUCUUCAACUUCUCCAACUCUUUCUCUCUCUACCCACUUGUCUUACAUUUCACACACACAAAAUCGAACCAUUGGAUUGAUGUUUCUUCACCCAAUUCCCCAGUUGUUGUGGCCGCUUUGUCUGCUGAAGCAGAGCUAGCAGAAGAAACUGAACAACUCCAAGAGGGUGUUGUGGAAAGUGUUGUUGUUGUUACCCCAACUAAACCCAAGAAAGGCAAAGCUGCAUUGCCUCUCAAGAGUGACAGAAGAAGGUCUAAGAGAUUCUUGGAAAUUCAAAAAUUGAGGGAAAACAAGAAAGAGUAUGACUUAAAAACAGCAAUAUCAUUGCUCAAGCAAAUGGCAAGCACAAAGUUUGUCGAAACAGCUGAAGCUCAUUUCCGUCUCAACAUUGACCCAAAAUACAAUGAUCACCAGCUGAGGGCAACAGUGAGUUUUCCCUGCAUUUGA